AUGGAAUUGCAUGGUGAGUUUUCAUUCGAGGUUCGCGUAGGUCAACAACACCGAAGAACCGAAACAUUGAACCACAAAAUUGUAUACAAUGGCGACGAAUUAAGCCCAAAUUACACAACAAUAAUUCACAGACAGGUGAUUAAAGUUUUGUCUCCACAUUCAUGACAUACAUGCAGAGAUAUUACAUCGUUUUAGUAGUAAAUGUCCAAUCACGAUGCAAAAGAUACCGUAAAAUUCCGAAAAUAAGCCCCGAGGCUUAUAUUUUUCCAAGGCCCUUUUUGCGGGGCUUAUUUUUGGAGGGGCUUAUAUUCGGAGGGGCUUAUCUACGGAGGGAAAUUGGCGUUUCAAAAUCGAUUGGGCUAACCUUAUAGUUGGAAGUAAAUUUACCGUUUUUGCUUUGUUUUACUUUGUAUUUGAGGGCAAUUUUCCAAGUACAAGCCCCCGGGGGGCUUAUAUUUGGAGGGGCGAUUUCACGGAGGGUGUUUUUGCGUUACCCGUUUGGGGGGCUUGUAUUUGGAGGGGCUUAUACAUGGAGGGGCUUAUUUUCGGAAUUUUACGGUAUGCAUAUAUGGCGUCAUUCGCGCAUUCGCCCCGGUAAUGUAAUUUUAGAUCUGCCAAACUUUGGCUAAAAUUUUUCAUCUGUAGCCUUUUUUGUCUUUUUAUUUUAAUUUGGAGUGCUAAAGAGGUCCUAAAUCUGAUUUAUAGUGGAAUCAGGCCGAUAAGCGCAAAAAUAUAAGAAUUUGGAAAGAAAGUCGAAGAAUUUCCAGUUUGCUGCAAUUUCUGGCUGUAAAGUUUGAGGCGCCUUUAGGGUGGGCUCCUUGAUUGCUCCGUUAUUAUAAAAGGUGGAUUGAACUGUGACGACUACUAUUAAUUUUGUGAAAACAUUUUCGAUUUUAACGCGAUGGCUUCGAAACUCUGAGCACAACUAACAGCUAUCAUUCGGCAAUAAUAAUAUAGCCACGGCUAAAAGCGAAGCUCUGGUUAAUAAUACUUAUAAAUAAAAAAUGAAUUUUUGUAAUGCUAAACGGGAACGGCAAUGAAAAUGGCAUCAAGAUCAAUAGAUGUAAUUAGCAAAAAAACAAAUUUGCAAGUGCAGCUCACUUUUUUUUUCUAAUUAUAUAGCAAAAAAACAAGUUUGUACGUGCAGCACCCUUUCUUUUUAAUUAGCAAAAAGACAAAGUUGCACGUGCUGCACGCCUUUUCUUUGCUGUUGUUUCGCACGACUAGACUACAGUGCCGUUUUGUACCACUAAAACGUCAUACCUCCUAGUUAAUCAAACAUUAUUUUUAUGGAGAAAUUGUCUAUGUGCUUACCACAAAUUUUGUUUCCUAUGUUCAUGUUAUGUUUUCACUGUUCUCAUUUUCACCUUGCUGGCCGCCAGCAUUUCUCAUUUUUUUCACCGCCUCUAUGAAAUUUUCAUGUUUUUUCUUCCAACGAAAUUCGUCGCCUUGGUGUUCAUUCACUCGCUCUAGCUCUUUCUCUGUUAUCCACAUGAGUGUACACAUCAAAAAUAACGUCGAAAAAAACACGACUUUUUUUUUCUCUAAAAGUCCGGGUCAUUCCAAAUUAAACCUUGAGUUGCAUUUGGGUUAUUAUACCUGUUGAUUGAGUUAUUUUUUUAUUGUCGGUGUGCCUGUGGUGCAGACGGACGGGCUGUCGGGCGGACGUACGGUCACGUGACUACCAAAAUUUCUCGGAUGCAUAGGUUACCAAAUUUUCUCACCCAUGGUGCUCCGCGCGAGAGAGAGCUCAGCUAUCAAUACGGAAAUUCAGGGCGCAGAACGAAGACUCGAUGAUGUGUCAUCCGCAUGCGGACCAACAAGCCAUGUUGUGGUUAAACAAUAUUCUAAACAAAACACACUUCUACGAUACUAGGUUACUCCAUCAGCCUCCAGCGUCGAUAGUUCUUCAUUUGAGUAUCAUUUUGAAUUACAUCUAUUGA
This is a messenger RNA of Porites lobata, 1943 nucleotides long. NCBI's taxonomy places the organism in Eukaryota, Metazoa, Cnidaria, Anthozoa, Scleractinia, Poritidae. The record is from the annotation of a GenBank genome assembly.